AGUUCAAUCAGAUUAUGAUGAUUUCCUCUCAAAUCUCCAAAAGACUAGUUACCCCUUCUGUAACUAACCUACAAAUUCACUUCGCUUGUUUUUCACUUCUCCCAUUUGGAGCACACAAACCACGCUCCAAUGUCCCGGUUACUCUCAGCCAAAGAAGAUCUGUCGAACCAACAAAUUCUCUCUUACCACGAAUCAAAUCUAAAGCUAUAUCAAAUGCCUGGUUUUCUUUCAAGCAAAUAUUUCCAAAACAUCGGGUCGGUGUGGGUAAGAUCAAGCUAAACGAAGGCGAGAAGAUGUUCAUGAAAAUGUACAGUAAAGAUGAACACGACUUGAAAGGAAGACAGCACCUGUUUGUGGGACACUACCUGUGGCUGGGGUGUAUUGGGAGUCUUUUUGUUACUUCUGAUCUCUUUCUUUUUGAUAUCAUCACGCUGGUAUCUAUUGUGUUAUCUCUUGGUGUUGUUAAUAGAAAACUUCAUAAGAAGUGCACGCCGUAUGUUCUAGAAGUUGUGUUAUUACCAGGUGAUCACGUGCGAGUUAGGAAUUUGACCUGGUAUGGGGGAUCCAAAACAAGGGUCAUUCCUGUGGAGGACUGUAAUUUUGGGGAUCUUGAACAUUUCACUCGGAUUAGUGGGGAGGAGUUUAAAGUGUUGUUUCCUAAAUCCAUGUUGUUUAUAGACGAAUCAGAUUUGAGAAAGUAUGACUUGCACGAAAAAGAGAUGAGACAUAAAAGGUAUAUCUCACCGUUUUCUGAUAUUGAUAAAGUGCACAGUUCGAAGAACUUAUUUGGGACGAAGAGAGUUAUUCAAGAACUACAUGACGAUCAGUCAGAGUUUGUGAAAAUAGCAAAGGACGAAUCAUUACAGACAGACACAAAUAUCGCUGAUAAGGGUUCAUGACCUCUUCAAAUUGGUCCGUGCAUUAUUUGGUAUUUUUAUAAUUUAUUUUCGAAAAGUGUUUUAUAGCUAUUUUGACUUUUGAGUGAUACUGUUGAUAAAUCUGUGGUUGCUUAAUAUAAUGUGAUUAUUGUUGUAGUUCCAACCAAUAAAAAGUAUUGAGAUUCAAACGUUAGCACGCUGUAUUUAAUAUUAGCAAUUAGCAUCCAUAAUAUCAUCAUUAUCCAACUUUUUAAAAGCAGUUUCCAUGUGGUUAAUAAUAUAACGAAAUGUAUAUUAAAGCACCUUUAGCUUUAUGAGUACUUACAACUGUUUUUUUUAAUUUUUUAAAAAAAUGUUAUUUAAUUUUUUUCUUUAAUUUUUUACCUCCUACAACACUAGGUAUAGAAAAUGGCAGCUCAAUCCUUCCACUGUGUGCUCUGUCAGGACAGCUAUCUGACUGUGGAGGACUUCAAUAACCACGAGAAGCAGGAACUUCAUAGGAAGGAGUUUGAGAGGAGGAUGGAUGGCACAUCUAUAGGACUGUUACUGUGCAAGUGUUGCUUUAUAUCAGUCCAGAAUCUCAAGUCAUGGGAUGAGCACAUCAAAUCAAAGGGCCAUGUUAAAUUAGUGACACAAUCCGAAUACUUGGGGAAGAGGUGUGUCUGGAGCGUACCGGGAGUAAAGAUGAAGGACGGCUCUAUUAAACUCUGUAAAGACAUGAACCAGCUAUUUGACUGCGGGUGGAAGGAUCCGGACUAUGUUAACAAAGUCACUAAUCAAAGUCUUCUGGAGAGUGACCUGAUUAUUGGUAUGAACUGCAUCUCUCUAAAGUCCAUGGUUAAUGACCUGCCCCUCUACCACUGUUCUCUGUGCUGUGUGGACUUCCACCAUAACGAUAGGAAUCACGUGAUAGGUAGACAUCAUAAGAUAAACGUUGUGUGGAACUGGGAAAAAAAGACUGCUGAUAGAAUCGCUAAAGGACUCGACUUUCCAAAACCAUCCACUAGAGCCAAGGCACAAGCAGAAUUGGAUGAGGUCACAAAGAAAAUCUUCAAGAUGGAGCAGGAUUGUUUAGAUGACGACCAAUUUGAUUUGUACCAAGUGAUGUCCACAAAAAAACUACCCAACGAUCUCGGAAAAACGCCAGUUAAUCGCCGUCCGUUGAUGCCGACAGCCUCAACAGCUGACGAGCGUUCCAAAUCAAGUGACGAGCCUGACCAGAUAAUAAAUGUGAGGUCCCGUUCUCGUACUCCAACAGAACCGCCUAAUAAGAAACCAAGGGAUGCCCAGGCUGCUAAACCCCUUCUUCCUAAUCCUCACUCCAAACCUCUGACUAAAUCUAAACCCCAGCCUAAACCUCACCUCAAUCCACAGAUCAAACCAACAGAUGAUAUUCAUCAGCAUCAGGCUAUAACCAUACCCCCACCCAUGCCACUACCUAAGAUAUCCGCAAUACCGGGCGAUGUUCCAUCAUCUGUUGACAUGAACUCCUUCUCUACCCCCUUCCCGGAAGUGGAGGAGGAUAUUCCUUCUGAAAUCAGAGCUGAGAUUGAGCUGUUUGAUUUAAUGGAAGAGUUACAAUUAUCUGGAAAUUUCCAACCUCCAGAGACUGCAAAAGCAGCAGAUCCUACUAAAUUUUUGAACAUACUGUUUACACUUGGCGAGGGUUUGCUGGAGUAUCAGACUAAAGAGAGGGAAAUUCCGAUGGAGUUGCCGCGAGAUGAUAUCAAGGAGAUAACGAAUACUAUAAGUAACAUUGAGGAAAUCAUCCAGAGGUUUAGUGCACCUCUCAGUUCGGGUGGAACUAAAAACAAAAGCACUGAUGAUAACGAAAAUGCUGAAGUUCCAGUAACGAGUUAGAAUUUGAUGUGGUCAUGAAUUUUUAAGUCAUUAUAAAUGAAUUAUUGGCUUGGUUUUUAAAAUAUUCAUAUCAAGAUAUGAGUGGGCAUUGGGCAUGUUGCCAUCAGCGAUUAGUAUAAUUAAACUGCGAGAAAGAUGCAAUACGAAGAAGUAUCUUAAGAUCUAAGAAUAAUGGUGCAAGCACUUCUUACAUUUUAUUCGUUUUUAUAGUAGUUUAGUAAUUUAUUUUGAUUUACUUCCGUUACUAAAGUUUAAUUUUUGUUUAUCUUCUUUGAAAUAAUUUCAUGCUC
Molecule: messenger RNA, 3028 nt
Organism: Bolinopsis microptera
Lineage: Eukaryota; Metazoa; Ctenophora; Tentaculata; Lobata; Bolinopsidae
Exons: 7
Coding region: 1287-2738 (483 amino acids)
Source: RefSeq, a predicted model, not a curated record